AUGGCUGCAAAAACAACUGUAACUUGUGGCUUUGAAUUAAUAAAACAGUUACAAGAAUGGUCAAAGACAAAUAUGCGUGAAGAAACUUUACAUAAUACAAUUGAUGUAGCAGAUCUUUAUACUAUGGUACCGCAGACAGAAGGAGUAUUGUCAUUAAAGAAAAUGUUAGAUCAUUUAAAAUUAAAACAAGUCGGUGGUCUCAAAAUUGAAACAGUAAUUAGAUUAAGUCGAUUUGUUAUGCAAAAUAUUUAUUUUUCUUAUGAUGGCCAAUAUUAUCAUCAAAUUCGAGGAGAAGCAAUUGGUUCUCCUCUCACAUUAACUAUUGCUAACUGUUAUAUGCUCUUUUAUGAACAACAAAUUAUUAAACAAAUUAACAAUAGUAGCAGACUGUAUUUCCGAUAUAUUGAUAAUAUUUUUAUUGCAAUUAACUGGCCUGCUCGACAUUAA
Messenger RNA from Rotaria sp. Silwood2, 447 nucleotides. Lineage: Eukaryota; Metazoa; Rotifera; Eurotatoria; Philodinida; Philodinidae. The record is from the annotation of a GenBank genome assembly.